This is a messenger RNA of Amborella trichopoda, 1479 nucleotides long. RefSeq names its product alcohol dehydrogenase-like 2. Gene Ontology annotation, cellular component: cytosol. The record is from RefSeq and is a predicted model, not a curated record. Gene Ontology annotation, biological process: formaldehyde catabolic process. Lineage: Eukaryota; Viridiplantae; Streptophyta; Magnoliopsida; Amborellales; Amborellaceae. Gene Ontology annotation, molecular function: S-(hydroxymethyl)glutathione dehydrogenase [NAD(P)+] activity; alcohol dehydrogenase (NAD+) activity; zinc ion binding.
UCUGACCAAUUGCCAGCAAAAAAGUGGGUAGGUUGAGAUAAAAAUGCAAGAAGUGAGCAUGGACAACGUUCGUUAUAGAGGCACAACCCUAAAGAUUUUCCCCUUAUAAACACAAGUGAUAAACGUGUGGACUUUAAAAUUGGCUGCAUUUGCGAGAAGCCGUGUUAUAUCAUCUGAGGAAGGUUGUGGGAGAUCGACGAACUACAAAAAUGGAGGAGCAAACCAAGGGCAAACCCAUCCGCUGCAAAGCUGCUGUAUGUUGGAACCCAGGGGAAGUCCUGGUGAUAGAAGAGAUAGAAGUGGCUCCACCCCAAGGAUAUGAAGUUCGAAUAAAGGUCAUAUGCACCUCCCUGUGCCACAGCGAUAUCACUUACCGGAAUCGCAAGGAUCUGCCCCUGCCCUUUCCACUAAUAUUCGGCCACGAAGCCGUUGGGGUGGUGGAGAGCGUGGGAGAGGGGGUGGAUGAAGUGAAGGAGGGGGAUUUGGUGGUUCCCUUCUUUCUGCCAGAGUGCGGCGACUGCACCGACUGCAAAUCACCAAAAAGCAACCUAUGCACUAAGGUCCCCUUCCAAAUCGCUGGAAGCAUGAUUCGUUCUGGCACCACCAGGUUCUCUGCUCUCGCUGGUGGCCGCCACCACCCUUCUCCUAUAUACCAAGUGCUUGGUGUCUCCAGUUUCUCUGAGUACACCGUUGUGGACGUUGCUAAUGUUGUUAAAAUCCCCAUUGAUCUGCCUCCAGAUAUGGCUUGCCUUCUCAGCUGUGGCAUCUCAACUGGAGUGGGAGGUGCGUGGAGAGCCGCAAUGGUAGAAGCAGGAUCUACAGUGGUCAUCUUCGGAUUGGGAACAGUGGGACUCGCUGUUGCAGAAGGAGCAAGAAUACAGGGGGCAUCGAAGAUUAUUGGGGUGGAUCUUAAUCCUCAAAAAUUCGAACUCGGGCAGGUUUAUGGGCUCACCGAUUUCAUCAAUCCAAAAGAAUGUGGUGACAAACCAGUGCAUGAGGUCGUAAGAGCGAUGACUGAUGGUGGUGCAGACUAUUGUUUUGAAUGUGUCGGACUGGCUUCUCUCAUGAGUGACGCAUUCCUAAGCAGUCGGCCGGGUUGGGGAAAGACCAUAAUAUUGGGAGUAGAAAUGCAUGGAGCUCCGUUAUCUAUCAGCGCAUUGGAGAUCCUCAAGGGAAAAACUGUGAUGGGUUCCAUGUUUGGAGGAAUCAAACCUAAAGCCGAUAUCCCCAUUUUGGCAAACAAAUAUCUUAAAAAGGAGCUUCAAUUGGAAGGAUUCAUCACCCAUGAGGUGAGUUUCCAGGAUAUAAACAAGGCUUUCGAUUUGAUGCUCCAAGGCGAAUGUCUACGAUGCAUUAUCCGGAUGGAUGCAUGACCAUGUCUCAUGUAUUUGGUUUUCCCCUCUUGCUUCUUUCUGCUAGACUGCGAUUGUAAAUAAAAUAUACUGAUUGGGUUCAAUAAAUGUAUUAUUAUUGCUUUCA